Molecule: messenger RNA, 181 nt
Organism: Dentiscutata erythropus
Lineage: Eukaryota; Fungi; Glomeromycota; Glomeromycetes; Diversisporales; Gigasporaceae
Source: the annotation of a GenBank genome assembly
GUUCAAGUCCAGUGUGGUGGUCUUACGAGAAAACUGGCUAAGAGUGACGGAUCCUAAUAGAGAUAUUGAAUGUAAGACUGGUAGACCAUCAGUCGUUCUGGGGAUAGAUUACUACAGUACUCUUUGGGGCAGGUGGAUGCACUCGACAGAUAGUACGCAACAAGCAGAUUCUCAAUUUUAA